Messenger RNA from Anopheles stephensi (Asian malaria mosquito), 3525 nucleotides. RefSeq names its product probable chitinase 10. The coding region runs from base 179 to 3052 and encodes 957 amino acids. Gene Ontology annotation, molecular function: chitin binding; chitinase activity. The record is from RefSeq and is a predicted model, not a curated record. NCBI's taxonomy places the organism in Eukaryota, Metazoa, Arthropoda, Insecta, Diptera, Culicidae. The transcript is spliced from 5 exons. Gene Ontology annotation, cellular component: extracellular region. Gene Ontology annotation, biological process: chitin catabolic process; carbohydrate metabolic process.
GGUUCAGUUCAGUUCCGGUACCCGUGACAGGAAAGUGAACGAUUGUUGUGCAAGUUCUUGCCGGCACUGGUCCUGCAAGUUAGUGCUAUAUUCAGUGCCAUUUGUUGAGAGAGCAGAUUGGCUAGUGAUUAAGGGAAAACAUUCUGGAAAAGCGUGAAACUCAUCGACCGUGUCAGCAAUGAAGGCUGCCGUGGUAGCUGGAUUACUGCUGCUCAGCAUUGCUAGUAUCAACGCAGCCACCGAUCGCGUUGUGUGCUACUUUGGAAGCUGGGCAACGUACCGAAUCGGCAAUGGAAAGUACGACGUGGAAAACAUCAACCCGAACCUCUGUACCCACAUCAUCUACACGUUCGUUGGGCUCGACACCAAGGGAAACGUGAAGAUUCUGGACAGCUGGCUCGAUAUCAGUCUCGGCGGUUACUCACGUUUCGUGCAGCUCAAGCAGCGCAAUCCUAAUGUGAAGCUGCUGGUAGCGAUCGGAGGAUGGAACGAGGGUUCCGCUUCGUACUCGACGAUGGCCAACUCCGAUCUGCUGCGUGCCGUGUUCGUCGAGUCGGCAGUAGCCUUCGUGAAGCGGUACGGGUUCGAUGGGUUCGACGUGGAUUGGGAGUAUCCGACACUGCGUGGUGGCUUGCCGGAGGAUCGCGUUGGCUUCAUAAAGCUGCUGCGCGAUCUUCGAGCGCGAUUCGAUCAGGAAGGGUUACUGCUGUCGAUUGCGACUGCGGCGACGGCUGACUAUCUGCAGUCUGCGUACGAUGUGCCGGAGAUCAACAAGUACGUACAUUUCGUCAACUUGAUGGCGUACGAUCUGCAUGCGUACUGGGACGCACAGACUGGUGCGAAUGCACCGAUGUAUCCGAAUUCUUGGGAAACUGGCUUUACCACCAAAAUGCUCAAUGUGGACGCUUGUGUGAAGGCUUGGCUUGGUGCGGGACUUUCCCCAUCGAAGCUAAACCUUGGAGUUCCUGUGCAUGGGCACAGCUUCAAGCUAGCUUCCACUGCUGACACCCGUAUUGGAGCACCAACAGUCGGGCCAGGCGAUGCUGGACCAUACACCCUGGAGCCGGGAACCCUGUCCUAUCUGGAAGUUUGUGAAAAGCUGGCCGCAGGAGGAUACACGCAAGCAUUCAGCAAUGAGCAGAAGGUCCCGUAUGCCUUCCGAGGCAAUCAGUGGAUAUCGUACGACAACACGUACUCUAUCGCGUUAAAGGUACAGUACGCCAAGCAGUUGAAUCUCGGUGGAGUCAUGGUCUGGUCCAUCGAGUCUGAUGACGCAAAGGGAAUCUGUGGUGAGGGACAGAACCCGAUCACGUCGGCGGUGUACAAAGAAGUGUUCGGGACGGGCGGGGCAACGCAGGGACCUACUCAAACGCCAGCCGUCACCACCAUAACCACUACGGCACGUCCUGCUACGACUACAACUACGACUGCCUACAGAACCACCACCACGACCACUACUACUCGUCCCAAUCAAAAGCUGGUCUGCCCAUCGAGUGGAUACCUGAGGGAUCCCAACAAUUGCGCUCAGUUCUACCAGUGCUACCCUGGACUCUCUACUGAUCAACUAACGACUUGUGACGUUUGCUUCAUUUCAGACAAAGUGUUUUGUUUCUUCGACAACCAGGCCACAUACCGCGUCGGAGAAGGCAAAGUGACGAUCGAAGAUAUCAACUCCAAUCUCUGCACGCACAUCGUGUACACCUCGAUCUCUCUGACAGCCGCCGGUAAGACGCAGCUGCUCGACAGCUUUACCGACGUUACGAAUGGAGGCUUUACACGGUUCAAAAGCAUCUGCGAGCGGAAUCCUGGCGUAAAGUGCAUGAUCGGACUGACCAGUGGCCUUUCGGGGUCGAAGAUAUUUACCACCAUGAUGAACUCUGCCCAGCUGCGCAGCACUGCGGUAUCGUCCAUCAUGAGCCUGCUGAUCCAGCAGUACAAAUUCGAUGGGCUGGACGUAUACUGGCAGUACCCGGUGCUGAAGGGAGGCAAUCCUGAGGAUCGGUACAACUUUGUGUACUUCAUUGCGGAGCUGUCAGCUAACAUGCGCAUGUACGGGCUAGUGCUGUCGAUCAGCGUUGCGCCCACGAACGAUUUCUUCAUGUCCAGCUACGAUGUGCCGAAUUUGAUGAAGUCCGUCGACUACUUCAACAUUAUGGCGUUCGAUCUGCAUAGCUAUUGGGACGGUAAAACGGGCCACCAGUCAGCGCUGUACUCUAGCGGCAAGGAAACGACACUGUACGAAACGCAACUCAACGUGGAUUCGAUCGUGAGCGGUUGGAUAGCGGAAGGCGUACCCCCUUCCAAGCUGAUCUUGGGCAUUACAGCGUCCGCGAACGUUAUGAAGCUGUACUACACGAACGAGACGGGCCUUGGGGCGAGAACUGCUGGCCGAGCCGAUGAGGGCCCGUACACGACGACCGAAGGAUUGAUGUCGUACCCGGAGCUGUGUGUGGAACGUGCGAAAGCUGGCUGGGAGACAGUGCUGGAUGGGAUUCAGCAGGCGUACUAUGCCCACAACAAACGUAUCUGGGCCACGUUCGAGCAGGACCGAACGAUCAAGUUGAAGGGUUCGUACGUCAUAACGCGUGGUCUAGCGGGGAUGGCGCUGUUCUCGAUGGAAAAUGAUGAUGUGAAGAACAAGUGUGGAUUGGGAAAUUACCCACUGCUGACGGCUGUCAAUACGGGCUUGAACAGACGAAUUCCUACGGAUGGUCAGACUACCACAACUACGACUAAGGCUCCCACAACUACGACUAAGGCUACCACAACUACGACUAAAGCUACCACAACUACUACCAAGCCGACCACGACUACAACUAAGCCGACAACGACCACCACUAAACCAACCACAACUACAACGGCAAAACCAUCCAAGCUACCAACCGUGUGUCCCAGGAAUGGAUACGUCCGGGAUCCAAACAACUGCAGCGUUUACUACCGAUGCAUUCCGAAUGGAACAUUCUUCACUUCCUGGAAGUAUAGCUGCAUGAACGGGCUUUACUUCAAUCUGGUUACUAGCACCUGCGAUUACCCUAACCGUGUGGACUGCUAGAACGAGGUGUGGAACUGAUGCGGCAUUUCCUUAAAAUUAACCUAGCGAGAUCAUUUUGUUGGUGAUGGUGCAGUUCCUUAACAAAUAGAAAUACAAUAUUAGAUCCGAAUACACUUACUAGCUUUAAAAAAACCUUGAGGACAUUCAAGCAAACGGUGGCUGUCUGAUUAUUACUGCAGCGAAGCGAAACCAAAUCUUGCCGGACGAAACGAAUAGAACAAAAGUCAUUUGUGUGUAAAUGAGUUUGACUUGCGAAUCGAAAACCCGGAUCUAGGGGGUGAGAAAAACGGCGAGUCAUGGAAAAAUUCGCGAGAAAAUGGACUCAAAGGGGCGGGAGCUACCGUUACAAUUUGUUUUUUAAAUCCGAUCUUUGGUGGCUUUAAAAUCGUUGUAAAAUAGCAAACGCUGUCUAGAAAUGUUUAAAUUCUUUAAGAUAAAGGCAAAUAAAGUAUCUAAAAGUUUGGUGAAAGGUA